Molecule: messenger RNA, 630 nt
Organism: Letharia columbiana
Lineage: Eukaryota; Fungi; Ascomycota; Lecanoromycetes; Lecanorales; Parmeliaceae
Exons: 1
Coding region: 1-630 (209 amino acids)
Source: RefSeq, a predicted model, not a curated record
AUGUCGCAUUCAACAUAUCAACAACGAGACUUUGCCACUGUCAAGGCCAACUGGCUAGCCGAAGAACUUUCUGACGGCAGAAUUAGUUGGACAGACUACCUAAGCCGAACUGUGCCUGUAAUGGUAGGCGUUCAAUCGCAAGGCAAGACGGUAGAGUGCCUUCCGGUGGUCAUCGCCUUGUCAGAGUUCUUCGAAGUUUUUGCGCACGAUCUCAAAAACAUGUUUCUCAGCGACUCCAAUGACACCGAUGUACAGCACGAGCAGGCGAUCCUAAAGGUAAAAUGGGGCGGAUCCGGAUCUCAGCAAUUCGACGGCUACGACACAAUGCUGCUGAGCAGCAAGAAUUUAGAGCCGACGAUACGUCUCUUGAAGCAGAGACACGGGAACGACAUGAUCUUGUUGGAGCUAAAUGGCUGGUAUUCUGCUGGUCAGGUCGAUCCAAUUGGCGGUCAGAUUGUUUUGAGACGUGAGGGUAGAAAGAAGCAAGGGGGGCGGAUAGCCCCAGAAGGUGAGAGUGGAGAGAAGCGGAAUAGUGGGAGUCACAGCGACGUGUCGAUGGAAGGGACUUCACCACCUAAGGACGUUCCGACCGGACUCGGGGAUUCAACAAAGUGCCGGUCGAAGCCGUGA